Trametes versicolor FP-101664 SS1 is the source of this 5837-nucleotide messenger RNA. RefSeq names its product chromatin-remodeling protein SWR1. Gene Ontology annotation, cellular component: Swr1 complex. NCBI's taxonomy places the organism in Eukaryota, Fungi, Basidiomycota, Agaricomycetes, Polyporales, Polyporaceae. The record is from RefSeq and is a predicted model, not a curated record. Gene Ontology annotation, molecular function: ATP binding; histone binding; ATP-dependent chromatin remodeler activity. The coding region runs from base 144 to 5033 and encodes 1629 amino acids. The transcript has 10 exons.
GACUCCCUUCUCUGACGGCUGUUUUCGUUGCAUACGCUGCUCUGCGACUCUGGACGUGAAAGAAGCUCGCCAAACGGUGCAAUAUCUGGCGAGAUCAGCCGCGACUGUCAUACCACGCGCGGGGAAGCGCGCUACAUGGCGGUAUGAGUGCCCGGCGCAAAUUCCAGCACUCUGAGACUCCGGCGACGUCUUCUACACCCUCGAGGAAGCAAGAUCCCACCGUACCCGGAGAUGGCGGAGAAGACGUGAUCGAGUGCGUCCGCACGCAAUGGGUACAGGAUCGGCGCGAGGAGUUGGACAGGGUGUUUGAUACUCAUGAUACCCUCAUCCGCGAGGCCUUUCAUCUGGAGAAGUUUGUGUCGCUGCUCACCUAUGACCCAAAGGCUGCCAAAGAGGAUCGAUCCGACGUAUUCCAGCGGUAUCAAGCGCAAUACGAUCUCGUUGACCACAAUGCCUCCUCCGGCCCCUCCCGACGUACGACCCGGCGUGCUCACACGGAACGCCUACAAACCUUGAAAGUGCCUACCGUCACCGCGCCCCCGCCUACUCAGAAGAAAGCCCGCAAAACGGAGGAGAAGUUGGGUGUCGCCUUCUGGGACCUCAAGGCUGAGGCAAAGUCCAAGGGGAAGCAAGUACAUGCCAACGGUCAAGACGCCGCGUCCUCUCCUGUUGGUCCGCCUCGCAAGGGGAAGGGCAAGCAGCCUGUUGUGGAAAUUCUUGUCCCCCGGCCCUCAGUGCGCCGAGCAAAAUCUCCAGUUCUUGCCAAUUAUAGUGACCACGAGCCAGAAUCAGCUAGCACAUCUCAUGCCCCCGCCCACGGACUUGCGCCGCCACCGCCACGCAAGAAACGGCGCCUCACGCACCACGCCAGCACCGCUGAUCUUUCUGGACGCACCUCCACCCGCCAGUCUCUCAGAUCUGCUGCCUCUGUGCCCGAUCUCUCUUCUGCCGUGUCUUACGACCACCAUGGCGAGGUGUCUUCCAGCGCAGUGAACGGAGUCUCUUCAAUGGGACCGCCCGCGGAACCCCCUCCGUCCCCUACAAAGUCGACCAUACCGCGCAUAAAACUUAUCGUGCGGAGGCCCGCGCCCGUGUACACGCACCCUUUACAACGGCCAAAGCCUACUCCGUUUGGCGGAUCUAUAGAAACCCUUCUAAACUCGUUUACAUUCCGUCUGCACGACGAGGUCAAUGCCGAGCAGGUCGACGAGGAAGUCGAAGCCGAGCUGAAGGUCUGGCGACGCGUCGAUAAGCUGCGGAAGGAGGGGCGGAUGGUCGGAGAGCGUUCGUCGUUUGAGUACAAGCCAGCGGACGCAAAUGAUGCCUGGGGCCACAUUGUACACGAGAUCGAGCGGCCCGGCGCGAAGCUGGUAAACACGCGGCGGGGCGCGGCGAACGUGGCGGGCAAGGUGAAGGGACAUUGGACCGGGGAGAGCGACAGGGAGCGGAAGCGCCUCAGGGUGUUGGCGCGAACAACGCUCGAGAUAGUUAUAGAAGAGUGGAAGAAGGCGGUGUAUCAUAUACGGGAACAGGAACGACUGGAGAGGGAAGAAGAGCAGCGGAAGCUUGGACAGCAGCAUCUCGAUGCCAUCUUGGACCAGUCAGGCCAGAUCCUCGAGACACAGCUGCUCGACCUCGCGAGGGAUGGGGAUCACGGCUCGCGCAGCCGCUCCCGGAGCGUAUCCACUCCUGGCGCAGAUUGGCACGCUGCAUCCGGCGACGAUAGGUCUGAUGCUACCGAGGUCUCUGAUGACGAAAUCGCGAGCGAGUCGUCGGAGGUUUCCGACACCCUCGGUGUAGAUGAGGGGAUCAGCAUGUUGCUGACUGAAGAUGCACGCGCAGGACUAGUCACCGAAUCGCCUCGAAGCUCCUCUAUAGAGGCGAGUACGGCGACCCCCGUUCUAGUGGAUGACGAGGAAAGCGGCGACGAGGUGUUCACGGAGGUACAGCCAAAGCCCUCAGACCUUCUCACCGACGUUGUCGAUUAUGCCAGCAGCAGCGACCCCGGAUCCCCACGACAUCUCAUCGACGACUCUCUCAGCAGCCCGACCCGGUCGCCAAAUGCUGUGAAUGGAGUUCUCAGGUCGCCGACGCUCAUGUAUGCCUCGAAGGGUCCGAUUUCCAUGGAUAUCGACGACUCCCAGGAUUUAUUUGCAGACGUCGCCGCGCUCCCAUUCGCCGAUGUCACGCUGCCCCCGCCUCUCAACGGUCACGUUACCAACGGCUUUAGCGAUCUGCAUGACACCCUUGCGUCCGAGAAUGGGACAUCUCCCGAUGUACCAGGUGACGACGAGUCUUCCGCAUCCCUCGAUGCGUCUCUGCAUGUUACGCAGACACUUAGCACACCUCUGAACGGGAAGAAGAAUCACAUCACCGUCGAGAUACCCCAAACGCCUCUCGAAGAUGCCACGCCAUUCACCCCCGCUACUCCCGCCGUGGACGACCUGCCAGAGGAGAUCGACGACGACAUCGAAGAGGACUCGUCCAUCCCGUACUACCUCAGGCCGUACGCGGUUGCGCCCGUGGAGUGGGAUCCGCAGGCGAAGGUGAAGCCGCCGCAACUCCUGCGUGGCACGCUGCGGCCGUAUCAACAAGCCGGGCUCGAAUGGCUCGCUAGUAUACACGCGCGGAACCUGAACGGCAUCCUGGCCGACGAGAUGGGACUUGGGAAGACCAUUCAGACCAUCGCGCUCCUCGCCCACCUGGCGUGCGACCGGGGCAUCUGGGGCCCGCAUCUGAUCAUCGUCCCGACGAGCGUGUUGCUGAACUGGGAGAUGGAGUUCAAGAAGUUCUUGCCCGGGUUCAACGUGCUCAGCUACCACGGGAACACGAAGCAACGCAAGGAGCUGCGGCAGGGGUGGAACAACAAGUACCACUUCAACGUGUGCAUCACCUCGUACACACUCGCAAGCCGCGACGCGCAUGUUUUCAAGCGCAAGCGGUGGUACUACAUGAUCCUCGACGAGGCCCAUAUGAUCAAGAACUUCAAGUCACAGCGGUGGAACAUCCUGCUGAUGUUCCGCUCGUUCCGUCGUCUGCUGCUCACUGGGACGCCGCUGCAGAACAACUUGACUGAGCUCUGGGCGCUGCUGCAGUUCUUGAUGUCCGGCACCGACUUUGCUAACCUGAAGGAGUUUGGGGAGUGGUUCGCAAAUCCUCUGGAGAAGGCGAUUGAACUCGGCGCGGUGGACGAUGAGGUUCAGCAGCGCGUUUCGAAGCUGCAUACCGUUUUGAGGCCGUAUCUACUCCGUCGCCUCAAGCGCGACGUCGAAAAGGAGCUGCCCCAGAAGUACGAGCACCUUGUCAUGUGUCCGCUCUCAAAGCGUCAACGCUUCCUCUACGACGAGUUCAUGGCCCGCGCCGACACACGCUAUGACCUCCAGUCGGGUGUCUACCAGAAGAUCGCGAACAUCCUCAUGCAACUUCGGAAGGUUGUCAACCACCCGGACUUGUUUGAGGUCCGACCGAUCGUCACCUCGUUCGCCAUGCAGCGCUCUGCCAUUGCCGACUUCGAAAUCAAGGAGCUGCUCGUCCGUCGACGUCUCCUGGUUGAGUCUGACGAAGACCGCGUAAACCUCGAUCUCCUAGGACUGAAGUUCAUCGACAACCUAGGCCAGUCGGAGAUUGCAGUUCGGGAGACACGACGACUGGAUGCGACAGCGUACCUGCCCAUGAUCUCUGAAGUGCCGGGAGAGCCGCCUCCGGUCGAUACGCGUACCAUCGCGGGCUGGCGGAAGCACAGAGCAUACCAGGAGCGGGCCGAGACCAUCGCGCGGUGGACCCAUAUCGCCUACCUCAAUCGCCUUCGGACGAAUCAGGCCACUAUAUACAGCGCAGACACCCUUGCACUGGUGGGACGCUUCUACCAGCCGCUCCUGCCAUACGACGUGUCUACUCGUCCGACGCAGUAUCUCUCUACCCCUGAGAGGGUGCGCACGGCGAUCAAGUCAUUUGCCGCUAGAGCUGAAGAGAUGAGCUCCAUCAUCGACCGGUUCACGUUCGCGACUCCAGCAGUCGUCGCUCGAGACCUUCCUUCCAUCGCUCUGGCUGGCGUUCCCGAAGGCGUUGUUGAGUCCGUCAACUCCCCCCAGUUCGAUGCGACCUUGCACCGCGCGGCCGUCAAGCUGCAGAUCGCUUUCCCGGACCCGUCACUGUUACAGUUCGACUGCGGAAAGCUGCAGAUGCUCGCCAACCUCCUGCGCGAGCGCCGAGCGGGUGGACACCGCGUGCUCAUCUUCACGCAGAUGACGCGAAUCCUCGACAUUUUGGAGAUCUUCCUGAACUUGCAUGGCUAUCUCUACCUCCGCCUGGACGGUGCGACGAAGAUCGAGGACCGGCAGUACAUAACGGAACGCUUCAACUCGGACCCGCGCGUGUUCUGUUUCAUCUCGUCUUCCCGUUCUGGGGGUGUCGGCAUCAACCUGACAGGAGCGGAUACCGUCAUCUUCUAUGACAGCGACUUCAAUCCUCAAAUGGAUCGUCAAUGCGAGGACAGAGCGCACCGGAUCGGGCAAAUUCGCGACGUACACAUCUACCGCUUCAUCUCGCAGCACACGGUCGAAGAAGCCCUGCUCAGAAAGGCGAACCAGAAGCGCUCGCUCGACGACCUCGUCAUCCAGCGCGGCGCGUUCGACUGGCGCACGCUCCUCGUGACCGACGACGCGGACGCGCUCACGCGCGCGCUGGGCGAGUUCGAAGAUAGGGAGGACGCGGAGGCGGCGCAGAUCGCGGCCCGCGAGGAGCGCAUGCUCGAGAGCGAGGACGCGCAGGACUUCGAGGUGGACGCUGCCGCUGGGGAGGGGAGGAAGACCCCUGUGGAGAGGCGGGCGAGCGAGCCUGAUCUCUUAGGAGAGGUGCGGGAGGCGGACGCGGAGGUCGUGGUUGGGGAAGAGAACGCGGCAGCGGGGAGCGAGCCCGCAGAGCCCGAGGAGGGCGAGGAGGAAGAGGAGGAAGAGGAGGGGCGGACGACGGUUGACUACAUGCUCGACUUCAUCCGCCUCGACUGGGAGCAUUUUGGCGGCUGGAAUGUCUGAUCGUAUAUCACCGUGUUUGUAUGUGGCCCUCGGCCUUUGCUACUAUCUACGUGUCUACCGCUUGUAUGUCGUACUCUACCUUGUCCCUGCUUUGCCAUGCAUUCCGCCGUAAUGCCCCUGUAUAGCACCCCCGCUCUAAGUCCCCCACCGCGCGCGGGGUUCCGGCGUACCUGCACACAGCACGUCUCGACUAACGAUGCUCGACAUACACCUGCCCGACGAGUACCACACACGCCACGAGCAUCGCGACCGCCGAGAUGGGCAGGUUCAGCGCGAGGAACUGCCGCCCGCGCACAUGCACGCCCUUCUCGCGCAGGAUCCCGCGCCAGAGCAGGCCCGCGAGCGACGCGGAGAACGUGAGCGUGCACGCGCCGAAGUUCGAGCCGAGCGCGAGCGCGUACACCGCGCCGUCGCGCUCGCGGGGGGAGGGCGUGGGGGAGGCGGCGGAGAGCCAGAGUUGGAGGACGCGCGCGAGGAGGAUCGUUGCGCCGAUAUUCGUCCCGCAGAAGUUGCACAUGACGCACGCGAGGAAACCCAUGCCCCCAACGGCGCCCAGCACGCCCGUCGCGCGCACCCACGCGGCCCACCAGCGCGCGAAGAGCGCGACCCAGCCCUGCGCGGCGAGGCCCUGCACGAGCACGAACAUGAGGAACGCGAAGGGGAGGAGCGCGACGGGCAGGCGCGCGGCGAUGUGCGCGACCGUCGGGAAUGUGCGCGUCAGGCGAACGUACGUGCGCUGGAGGCGGGGGAGCAGCGCGUAUGGUUUGGGGCGCGCGGGCAUGGAGGAGGAUGGGGCGACGCUGG